AUGACCAGGGGUGCCACAUUUUCUUUACUGAUGCAUUGGCGAAAAGAAGGAUAUGUAACAGAAGUCAAAGAUCAAGGUCAAUGUGGUUCGUGCUGGGCGUUCUCUGCGACAGGUUCAUUGGAAGGGCAGCAUUAUAGAAAAUAUAUGGAACUUGUUUCAUUAUCUGAGCAAAAUUUAGUUGAUUGCUCUCGACUGUUCGGUAAUAUGGGAUGUAAUGGUGGCUCGAUGGCUUUAUCUUUUCUGUAUAUCAAAGAGAAUAAAGGAAUUGAUAUAGAAAACACUUAUCCAUAUGAAGCCAUGGAUGGGAGAUGUCGAUUUAACAAGCAAAAUGUUGGCGCAAAUGAUACUGGUUUUGUUCAAAUAAAACAUUUUUCAGAAACAGAUCUAGAAACAGCCAUCGCUACAGUUGGUCCAGUUUCGGUUUCGAUCGAUGCCAGUCGAGAUUCAUUCCAGUUUUAUUCAACAGGUGUUUACAACGAACCUACCUGUUCAUCAAUUAAAUUAGAUCAUGGUGUAUUAGCAGUUGGUUAUGAUACGUAUAAAGAUACACAAGAUUAUUACAUUGUUAAAAAUUCUUGGGGUAAAGGCUGGGGAGAUGAAGGUUACAUAUGGAUGAGCCGUAAUAAGAAAAAUCAAUGUGGUAUUGCAUCAGAUGCAUCAUACCCUCUUGUUUAAAAAAUAUCAAUGAAAACUCAUCAUUUUACUCGUACUAGCAACAUGUUUUUUUUCUGUUUGUAAACGAAAUGUAGAUCCUUUUAUUGAAUAUAAUAACAUCAGUUCAAAUACUCAUAAGGUGUUUUCGUUGGGGUAAUAACGCGUUAAUGUCCGUUUUUUUAGUGGACGGUAACGUGCGUUACCAGCAUACUUUUCUUGUUACAAAUACUUUAAGGCGAUAUAAAGGAUCGAACAAUGCAUCGUAUUGUCAUGGUCUUGAAAAAUAGUUACGUUAUUGCAAGAUAGUCUUACACUGUAAAAAAUAAAGUAUGUUAGUAGGUGUGUAAAUCUUCUAAACGUUUACCCGACAUCGAAAAGUGUGUACCUUCUCUAGAUCGUCAAUCUCAGUUUGUAAAGGGCUAGGUAUGUUAAAAAGAUUUUUUAUUUUUCAUUUUUCUCUUGAACUACUGCAUCAAAUGAAAAAAAUAAUUUCAGAACCAUAAUCACCAUCUUCGAAAGUUAUAUGCUGCCAUUUCCAGCAAAAACGGAUAAGAAAAAACAGUGAAAAAAACAUCCUCAUAUGGUAGAUCUGAAUAAUCGAUUGAUGAAUCUGAGGCAUUUCCAGCACAGAUGGUUUAGACAAGUGCACUGUAUCAGUGAUCUUAUGAGGGAACCUAUUGAGGUUAUAAAUCACUUUUGAACUCGGACUACUUGUAUCUUGUAGACCUCAGUGAGUAGUGAAAUACCCUAAGUUGGUUCAUCCCCAUGAUGCUUUGUUGCUGAGAUAUUGAAUUUUUAGUCAGU
This is a messenger RNA of Didymodactylos carnosus, 1458 nucleotides long. NCBI's taxonomy places the organism in Eukaryota, Metazoa, Rotifera, Eurotatoria, Philodinida, Philodinidae. The record is from the annotation of a GenBank genome assembly.